Molecule: messenger RNA, 2604 nt
Organism: Caenorhabditis angaria
Lineage: Eukaryota; Metazoa; Nematoda; Chromadorea; Rhabditida; Rhabditidae
Source: the annotation of a GenBank genome assembly
AUGAAGUUUUUCUUCUCAAAAAUUAUUUUUCUGCUACUUUUUUUGAAAGCCCACGGGCAAUAUGUGCAACCACAAUAUGCUGAAAUUCGAGGUAAGGAUUUAUUGUACUUGGAGACAUUUUUCAAAAAUUGAAAAAAAAACAUUUUCAGCUGUUUCUGCGAUGUGUAGCUCAGAUGGUAUUACAGCAAGUAUAGAUUUUGAUAAACCCUUCACCGGAAAAAUAUAUUCGCUAAAUUAUGCAACUGUUGGCGAUUGCUUAUAUUAUAACAAUAUCGAUCGAGAUACAGUACUCUUUUCAAUUCCAGCUCAUAUUUGUGGAACAAAAUUGCAAAGAACCACUAGAAAUGUGAGUUGAAACAUUUUACAGAAAAAAUGACCUUAUGUGUCACUUUUUAAUUGUUGUAACUCAAUCUUACUUCCGAAUUAUUAUUAUAAUACUAUUAUAAUUGAAAUAUUUUUACUUUUUUCUUCACCAUUUUUCUUUGUUCGUUUCUCGAAGAAAAGGUCAGUGAAAGCUGGUAAUUAUUAUGUAUAGAAGAAGUCACUAACCAAAUAUGUAUAGUUAGGAAAUGUUUUCAGAAUAUCGAUCAGAUGGAAAAUCGGGUUUAUGUUCAAAUGGAUAAAGAUACUCAAACUUCAGCUGAUAAACAAUUUUCUUUUGUUUGUAAAUUGACAGAUUCACAAGGACUUCAGAAUGUCACGAGGUUUUUUAACAUGAAAAUUUUGAAUUUCGAAGCGAAAAAAUGAUUUCAGCGCUGCUGCCAAAGAUGACUCAAACACCGUAAAAGAUUCGUAUUCGGAUGUUCCUCCAAUUCGCCCAGUUGCAAGUAGUGUUAGCACCAAAAUGCAUUCACCAAUGAUGUCACCAAUAAAACCGGUGAAUAGAAACAACUCUGUAAAUUUAAAAUUCUAAAUUUUCAGACCGAAGUACGUCAAAUCUCGGCGUUCUCCAAAGAUGCUCAUAUUUUUGGGAACUGGCCAAUUCCUGGUUCAAAACCUUAUGAAGCAUCAAUGCAACCAGUUUCAACAUAUCCUUUGGCACCAAUUUCCCCAGAAGUUCAUCAAUCUACUUCAACUAUUCACCCACCAAUUAUGGCACAUGAUUCUCAUCCUCAAGUUGCAGGUGCUCAAGGAGAAUAUGUGACUCGUCCAAUCUCAACACCUUUUAUGAGAAGUCCAAUACUUGCUCGAACCUUUACGACUGCACCGCCUGUUACAGCUUUCACUUUAUUCCCACCUGGUUUUACAUUAUUGCCAACAAUUCCACCACCAACAACUUCGCCAUCUCCAAUUAUUCCAAAUAUUCAUUUUAAACAAGGUGUUGGAGUGCCAUUCGUGCCAGGACCUGCACAAAAAACUGAGAAAAUUGUAGAUGCUGAUCAUUGGAAUGAUCCGAAUGCGUAUGCGACACCUCCACAACCAAAUAUUGGUGGAAAUUCGAAUCAGAAUCCAACAACAAAGUUUUAUAAAGAGGAACCACCAACAGCUUCUGCACCAUUCUCAUCAGAUUCUAAAAUCAAUGUUGAUACUCCAAAACCAUCUGAUCAACAUCACAUUUCACCAAUCACUACAUCUGUUUUGAAAACUCAUCAAGAUAGUUUUGUGGAACCAGAAGUCACUUUGGAAAUUCAAAGAGGCGAAGGUAAGUUGGGAAUUUACAAAAAAUAUUAGUGGAAAAUUUGGAUCCUGGGAUUAAUUUUUGGGUUAGGUAAGUUUCGAAGAAUUCAAAAAAUUAGGAAAGUUCAGAAAACUUGGGUCUUGAGAGGUUACUGUAGCCAUAUAAUCAGUUCUGUUGAAUAAUUAAUUAUCUCACAAUCACAAAAUCAUACAAACCCGUGUUUCAAAAUCCAAUUCAAAACUUCCAGGACCAUUUGCACCGCCUGUCACGACACCAAUAAAAAUAGGAGAUAACAUUUCACUUGUCAUCAAAGCCAAAAGUUAUUUGAAUGAUUCCGAUGAUUUUGAUAUGUUUGCUCAUUCUUGUUUUGCAACCGAUGGAAAAGGCGAUACAAAAGUUCAAAUGAUUGAUGAAAAUGGGUAAUUAUUAACACUUUCAGCAAAAGUUUUUGAAAAUUUAAAAAAAAAAUUUAGAUGUGUGAUUCGGCGCGAAUUUGCUUCAGAACUUCGGCGAGUAAAAGAUCCGGACAAUAUGAUGUUUUACUAUAUGAUGAUCAAGGCUUUCAAGUUUCCAGGUCCCGAUGAUGUUUAUUUUUCGUGUACUAUUGAGUUCACACCAAUGACCAAAGCACCUGUAAGUUUUGGGAGAAUUUCAGCUCAAACGCUUUCACAUCGAGAUAUAUGUUUUUGCAGAGAAUUUGCUCUAAACUUCGACGUCGCCGUCAACUUUUCAAUGGAACUUCUUCAGAACUUCGAUUAUUUGAUAGUGUCAAUGUUAAACUUUUAGAUGAUAAUGAUAAUACUGAAAUUCAAGAUCCGGAAAAUCUGAAAAUUUCCGAUGGCUCUUCAAACUGCGAACUAAAAGAGGAAAUUUAUUUGACAAUUAUUGUGAUACUUAUGAUUUCAACAACAAUUUCACUAAUUUCCAACAUUUUCCAAUUUUCUAGAAAUAUUAAAACUUCACGGGUUAAUUCAAACAAUUAUUGA